ACUUUAAAAUUAAAGACUAAAAACAACGACAUUUAGGUUUUUAUUGUUUAUGUACGGACUAGACAAUAUUUAAUUUUACUUAAUGUUUUGUGUCGAAGACCUGAAACCGAAGACUUGAGAUGAUUCAUGGUGUUUUAAAUGGUAGUUAAAUAAAGAAAAACCAUAGAUUUUAAUAAUUCAGACCAUGGAUUCUUCAAGGAGAAACAAUACCGAUGAACAACGGUGUGUACUUGGUCUUCAAGAUUUGAAAAUUUCAAAAAAAGUCGAGGAUGGAACUGAGCAGGCGCAAGGGGCUACAACUUCGGCUCCGAGCCCUUUAGGCAAAAGUCGUCCGGUAGGCGCAAUCGAGAGCUUCGUACUCGAUAAUACUCAGCAAAACACUCGUCAAGAUUAUAGUUUUUAUGAACGAUCAAAUGUGAUAGCUUCGUCCAAAUUUGCGACUCCCAAGCGAGUAGAAACUAUUGCAUCUAUCAAUAAACGGGAUAUUAAUACGACUGCUCUCCCUGCAAGCCCUACGAGAUCAAUCGAUUCCUUAUCACAAAGGUCGCUGAGUUAUCAAACUGACGAUCUUUACGAAAUUCCUGGGAACCCUGGUGCGCAAUACCCACCGCCUGUUUACGAAAACGUAGAUUAUUACGGUGAACAGCGUUCACCACAACCACCAUAUUAUCACCAGCUCUACCAACAGGGUAUACCACCUCCUGUGUCUGACGGAUACUACGACACUCGGUACAGCAAAGCUCAACCGCAGGUGCCUGUUAACACGAAGUCUAAGGCUAUUCCGGCACUAUAUGAAAAUAUGCUUAGCGCAGACAGUGAUAAGAAAGGUGAAUAUAAAAUACAACAAAAUAAUGACAGAUUCAUACAACAGGGUUCAGUACCCGGUCCACAAGUCCCUAACACUGGACUUAGCAGGAGCAAUGUUAAUUUAAUAGGAGAGAGGGGUAAAGUAGACAAGCACCCUGCCUUGGCCUACAGUAAACACCAAGAAAAUAUUAGUGGUGAUUAUACAAUCAUGAGAUCAGCUCCACCUAAAUAUACUGAUGUUAGUGCUUUAUUGAAAAGUGAAAACACAGUUAGUUUUGAUGACAAAGUAGUGACAAUUCCAUCUACAGCGAUUUAUGCUUCAAUAGCACCAAGUGCACAGAGACCUAAGGCCAAUAUAGCUACAGAAGUACAGACAUGUGUGUCUAGUCCCAAAUUUUUUCACCCCAAGCCUGUUACUGUAAAUAAUAUGCCGAAAGACAAACCUUUGGUGACAAAUGGAGCGUAUAAUUCCAAACCACUUGUAAACAGAAUGCAAAUAGUGGAAGAUAAUAAUGGGUCUGAUUAUGUGUGUAUGACAGGAGGACCUUCUGCCACACCCAUACCUAUAUCCAAUAAAGAUAAUACAUCUCUAACUGCUGAAUCUAUUGGUUCUAGAACCUCUGAAUCUGCUAGUUCUAGACACUCUGAAUCUAUCACUUCUCGAAAUUUGGUUUCCGGUUUAACUUCUUUAUGUUCACCCUCACAAUCUCCUGCACCAAGUCCUACACCAAGCUCAGUUUCUCAAGUAUCUGGAGGUUCCCGAGGAUCUGGUGGUAGAGGCAAGAGUUUACUGCCAUAUAGUAUAACCCCGCCCAGACCUACAGGUCCAACUGAGGCCCAGAGAAAAAUAGAAGAGUUAACUAGGCAACUCGAAGAAGAAAUGGAGAAACAGGAUGAGGAGGGAGAGUACUUUGGUAUAUGCCACACAUGCGGGGCUGGUGUAACUGGUGCUGGGCAAGCUUGUCAAGCUAUGGGCAAUCUGUACCACACUAAUUGUUUUAUCUGCUGUUCAUGUGGUAGAGCACUUAGAGGGAAAGCUUUUUAUAAUGUACAUGGCAAAGUGUACUGUGAAGAGGAUUAUUUGUAUUCUGGAUUCCAGCAAACAGCUGAAAAGUGUGCUAUAUGUGGUCAUUUAAUUAUGGAAAUGAUACUCCAAGCUAUGGGUAAAUCAUACCAUCCCGGCUGCUUCCGCUGCUGCAUAUGCAAUGAGUGCCUGGAUGGUGUUCCAUUUACUGUGGAUGUAGACAAUAAGAUCUAUUGCGUCAAUGACUACCAUCGGAUGUUUGCCCCAAAAUGUGCAAGUUGCGGAAAAGGCAUAACACCAGUUGAAGGUACAGACGAGACAGUAAGAGUUGUCUCUAUGGAUAGAGAUUUCCACGUUGAUUGCUAUAUGUGUUGUGUAUGCGGCAUGCAACUCACCGAUGAACCCGACAAACGCUGCUAUCCUCUAGCAGGUAAAUUAAUGUGUCGUGCGUGUCACCUCGCCACAAUCGGAGCAGCCACUGGACCGGGCCUUCCUCCCGCGCCUCAUCUAUCACCAGCCUCAUACCAAUACAUGGGUUAAAUGAUCUUAUAAUUUGUGAAACUAAGUUAACUUAACGAAACAUAGUUUCAGUAGAUGUGAAUGGAGUUAUAACUAAAUUAUUUACUCUAGUGUCAUAAUAUUCUUUUUAUAUUUGUUUGUUAAUGAAAACACUAGUGUGUUGGGCUCGUUUAAUAUUUUGGCUUUAAUUUAUUGUAGCUCAAAUGUAAUAAGGCUUGGAUAAUUAAUGGAAGACGCUAGUUAACAGAAGGCAGAUAUACAAAAAGUAUAUUAAUUAGCUUUGGUAAAAAGCCAUAAAAUACUGUACACAAUUGCUGUUCUUUUUAUGUUGGGAUAUAUGCCGUCAAUCGCCGGGACCUCAUGGGCAUAUCAACUUGAGUAACUUUGAUUAGUCUCUUAGUUUUUUAGAACAUCUGGUUUUAUGUUAUGGUGAUCUUAUUUCAGAGAUAAAUGUACAAAUUACUGUCAAAUGUUUUUAAAAUGUUAUGCUCGGCUUAGACACAUUUCAUUUUCCCAAAGUUGUUAAAUGUUUUCCAAAGUUUGGAUGUAAGCUUCAUUGUCCGGCUGUCUCACUCGGCUUUUUUAGUUCAUUUGGAGUCUCAGUUUCCUCUGGAUUUUAUUUUUCUGUAAUUUUUAAACAUUUAGCCAUUUAGCCAUUUUUAACAUUGAGCAUAUAACAAGAGCUCAUGAUUGUAAUUUGAUCUACUCUUUUGAUGUAGAUUCACCACUCUUACUCGUGAAUUUCUUGGUUCUAUUGUCCUUUUGCAGGCCUAUAUGGAUCUGUCUGGAAAUUACUAAGUUACACUGAACUUCAAAGUUACUCUCAUUGACUGUACUGUAAGUUUUAUAAAUUAAUAAGAGAUUUAUUAGUGCUCAAAAUUUACAAAAAUACUUUAGAUGAUGCUUCAGUAGUGGAUAUGUAGAUUAGUUUAGUGUAAUAUUUGAAAAUAACAUGGUGGAUAUUUACUAAUUCAGCAAUAAAUUAAUUGCUGUUUAUUAUUCCCAGACAAAGUAGGGGCAUUAAUAUAGUUUUAUUUAAGUAGAAUAAUUAGGAUGUAAUUGAAUACUUAGAAAAAAUGUGAUUUGCUUCAAAAACAUUAAUUGCAUUUGUCACCUCAAGAUCGGAAUAUUAUUGAUUAUUUACUGGGAAGAUCUUUACAAAGUUUAAAAAAUCGGCAGUAUAUUCUUUUUUUAUGUCAUAAUAAUUUAAAUGCAUUUACUAUUUUUAGAAGUAAUACACAACAGCACCAUGCUUUAAAUGAAUAACUGUUACCAGCAUUUUAACAGUUCAAAAAUAUACUAACUGCAUUAUUGUAAUGAGGAAAACGAUUAUGUUUAAUAAUUAUUGUAGUUUCAAAAUGUGUUAUAUAACAUUCCAGUUGUGUGCUGAUGUGUUGUGUACUUAAUUAUAAGAAAUUUGUUGUGUAUAUCAGAAUUUAGACAGCUAUUUGUGAUUGUUUAGUAUUUUGUAAUGAAACAAUUUUGUUAAGGAACAUUUUAUAUUUAAAUAUUUUUAAAACAAUAAAUAAAUCCAAAAUAUAAUAA
Molecule: messenger RNA, 3895 nt
Organism: Bombyx mori (domestic silkworm)
Lineage: Eukaryota; Metazoa; Arthropoda; Insecta; Lepidoptera; Bombycidae
Gene: jub
Product: LIM domain-containing protein jub
Exons: 6
Coding region: 185-2371 (728 amino acids)
Biological process (GO): negative regulation of hippo signaling; response to hypoxia; positive regulation of miRNA-mediated gene silencing
Cellular component (GO): nucleus; transcription regulator complex; P-body
Molecular function (GO): transcription corepressor activity
Source: RefSeq, a predicted model, not a curated record